Atta colombica is the source of this 321-nucleotide messenger RNA. RefSeq lists its product as uncharacterized. NCBI's taxonomy places the organism in Eukaryota, Metazoa, Arthropoda, Insecta, Hymenoptera, Formicidae. The record is from RefSeq and is a predicted model, not a curated record. Bases 1 to 321 code for a protein of 106 amino acids. The transcript is spliced from 2 exons.
AUGCCACAAGCGGCAAACAAGAUAUGCACUGUUUAUGGUGCUGUAGCUGAAAGAACUGUGCGGAAGUGGUUUGCUAGAUUUAAAGCUGGUGAUUUCAACCUUGAAGAUCAAGAACGUCCGGGGGAACGGCACAAUUCGCCGAAAUCGAUGGCAUUUGACGCAUCAUAUAAGGACAAAGAGGAGUUAGUCCUAAGAGAUGAGUCAGUGUAUCUAGAAGAAGACGUAGAGCACGCGAAUAGAGAGCGUCUACAAGGAGAGCAAAUGGAAAGAGUGGAUCAGAACGUAAAAGAAAUAGUGAUAAUAUCGAGACAGAUAAGUUAG